GUCAAGACACAAGUUUCGACGAGUCUUUUUGUCUUUCUUUCUUGGUCUUCUCUUUAAUUCUUCCCAUCUUCUCCUCUCCUUUACAUGUCUGUCUAUUGAGCACGUAUUGCUCUGGCGCUCCUUAUCCUAAUUUGAUUCAUCUGAAAGGCGAUCUUUGCAGCCCCCAAUUUUAUAAUAACAGCACUUGGAAGCGCUGGAUCGCGUCCACCAGCGAUCGCCAAGCCUGCCUGCCUAUCCUAUCCACGCUACCGUGGCCGUUUCUUUGCCCAGCCGGCCACCACUGGCGCGACCAAGACAUUUCGCCAAGAUAGAAAUCUACUACCUAUUUGGCUUCUGAUAGGCGACCACCUAGGCUUACAUCAUUCCUUUAUUUCUCUCUACCGUGUCAUACAGAUCAAAUACAUUCACUUGUAUUUUUUGACUACUAAAUCUAGUUGAUACAGUCUGCUGCUGAAGCAGAAGCAGCUAGCUACUUGCACUGCACUUCGCCCAACAUGGCCCACGAUGAUCAGUCCCGCCAAGGGCUACUUGGCGCGGACCAAAAAGAGGAGGAAAAGGUCCGCCGCCAGUCCUUCGACUCCGAUUCCGACAUUGAUGCGACCGAGUUCCUGACAAGAGACCCUAUGGCCUCGUCGCCACCGCCGACGGCCCAAACCACGCCAGCUUUUAUGCGCCGCAGUGGACGACGGGCAUGGUCUUGUGGCUCUCCCUGUGCCAGCUGCAAGAGGUGUUGCAUUUUUGUGUGCGGCAUCUUUAUACUCAUAUGGUUACUGCUUGGCGCCGGCGGUGCCUUUGUAUACAAAAAGUACACCGAAGAGCCCCAGUACGGCCUGUCGCCGCCAUGGUACCCGUCCCCGUUGGGUGGCUCAUCAGCCGGGUGGGCUGCCAGCUACUCUCGCGCCGCCAAGAUGGUGGAGAAGAUGACACUGGCGGAAAAGGUCAACGUCACUACGGGUGUCGGUUGGCAGAUGGGUCCGGCAGUUGGGUCAAACGGCCCUGCUAUCCACGUCGGCUUUCCUCAGCUUCAUCUGCAGGACGGACCCACAGGCAUCCGAUUUGCCGACAAUACGUCGGCUUUCCCUGCAGGCAUCACCGUCGGAGCCACCUUCAACAAGCAGCUAAUGUACCUUCGCGGAAAGGCUCACGGCGCCGAGGCUCGUGGCAAGGGUAUCAACGUGCUUCUGGGCCCAUCCAUCGGUCCCCUCGGUCGCAUGCCUGCUGGUGGUAGGAACUGGGAGGGUUUUGGAUCUGAUCCUUACCUGCAAGGAGUCGCGGGCGCGCAGACCAUCAAGGGUAUUCAGAGUGAGGGUGUUAUGGCCUCGGUCAAGCACUUUGUCGCCAAUGAGCAAGAGCACUUCCGUCAGGCUUGGGAGUGGGCCCUGCCGCACGCAAUCUCUUCCAACAUGGAUGACCGUACCCUGCACGAGCUUUACGCCUGGCCGUUCCAGGACGCCAUCAAGGCCGGUGUGGCCAGUGUCAUGUGCAGCUACAACAUGAUCAACAGCAGCUACGCAUGCCAAAACUCGAAACUUCUGAACGGAAUCUUGAAGGACGAACUGGGUUUCCAGGGUUUUGUCGUAUCCGACUGGCUCGCACAGCGCUCAGGAGUUGCAUCCGCCAUCGCCGGUCUCGACAUGACCAUGCCAGGUGAUGGUCUCGGUUGGGCAGACGGCAAGUCGCUCUGGGGGUCGCAACUAACGCAAUCCGUACUCAACGGCUCCGUGCCCAUGGACCGACUCAACGACAUGGUGACCCGUAUCGUCGCCUCGUGGUACCAGCUCGGACAGGACAACCCGGCCCGGUUCGACGGCAAGGGCCCCAACUUCUCGUCUUGGACUAGAGAACGCAUGGGCGUCGUCUCCCCCGGAAGCAGGACGACGCAGGAGAAGACCGAGGUCAACAAGUAUGUCAACGUGCAGUCGUCACACAGCGACAUUGCGCGCCAGGUCGCCGCCGAGGGCACUGUGCUGCUGAAAAACAAGAACAUAUUGCCCAUCAGCAAGCAGGGCUUCACCGACGCCAAGCGUGACCUGCGCAGGCGGCACGAGGGCAAGCUCAAGAUUGGCAUCUUUGGAGAGGACGCCGGUCCUGCACCAGGCGGACCCAAUGCGUGCAUCGACCGCGGCUGCAACCGCGGAACGCUGGCCAUCGGCUGGGGCAGCGGCGCCGUCGACUUCCCCUACCUCGUGACGCCGAUUGAUGCCAUCAAGAAGGGCUUCGAGCAGGGCAAGGUCGAGAUCAAAGAGUUUCUCUCUAAUGCAAACGUGUUCCUCAAGGACAAGUCGGCUUCCGAUACUGACGUCUGUAUCGUGUUUGCCAACGCGGAUUCCGGUGAAGGCUUCCUCAAGGCGGAUGGUAUCAGCGGCGACAGGAACGACCUUAACCUACAGCGCGGCAGCGACGACCUUGUGUAUCAGGUCGCAAACAAGUGCGGCGGCGGCGGCGGCGAGGUCAUUGUCAUCAUCCACAGCGUCGGCCCCGUCAUUGUGGAGCGCUGGAUAGACCAUCCCAACGUCAAGGCCGUCGUGCUCGCCAACAUCCCCGGCCAGGAGAGCGGCAACGCGCUGGCCGACAUCAUCUUUGGCGAUGAGAACCCCUCAGGCAAGCUGCCGUACACCAUGGGCAAAUCUCUCGACGACUACGGCCCCGGCGCCAAGGUCAUGUACCUCCCCAACGGCGUGGUGCCGCAGCAGGACUUUAGCGAAGGCGUGUUUAUCGACUACAAGCACUUCGACCGCGCUGGGAUCCAGCCGCGCUUCGAGUUUGGUUACGGUCUGUCGUACACGACGUUUGAGUUUGCAAACCUAAGCAUCAGCGAGCGCAAGCCCAAGAAGGCACUACCGGAAGCCCGCCCCACGGCGGCCGCGGAGCCGCCCACCUACAACAAGGACAUCCCCGACGAGCGCGAGGCCCUGUGGCCGAGAGACAACAGCAUCCGCCCGCUGGAAAAGUACAUCUACCCGUACCUGGACGAGGUCGACGAGCUAGUGCAACACCCUUACCCCUACCCGGACGGCUACUUUAGCAGGCAAACUCUGAGCCCUGCCGGCGGCGAGGAGGGCGGUAACCCGGACCUCUGGGAGGUACAGCUCGAGGUCAAGGCGCAGGUCAAGAACACGGGAUCGAGGGACGGCAAGGUGGUGGCGCAGCUGUACGUCGGCAUCCCACCGCUUUCGUCACCCGCGCAGGGCGGUGGCAGCAGAGUCGGGCCGGCAGGCUCGCCGGACCCCAAGAAGAAGGAUGAGGUCGAGUUCCCGAUCAGGCAGCUGCGCGGGUUCGAAAAGGUCCUCAUCAAGAAGGGCGAGACGGCAGAGGUCUCAUUCAACCUGACGAGGAGGGACCUGAGCUUCUGGGACGUGGAGAGGCAGACUUGGAGGAUUGUGACGGGAGGGGAGUACAAGAUUAUGGUUGGACAGAGUUCCAGAGACCUGCCACUCGAAGGGAAGUGGUAG
Molecule: messenger RNA, 3452 nt
Organism: Pyricularia grisea
Lineage: Eukaryota; Fungi; Ascomycota; Sordariomycetes; Magnaporthales; Pyriculariaceae
Exons: 2
Coding region: 495-3452 (985 amino acids)
Biological process (GO): glucan catabolic process
Molecular function (GO): beta-glucosidase activity
Source: RefSeq, a predicted model, not a curated record